This is a messenger RNA of Drosophila innubila, 4586 nucleotides long. RefSeq names its product mitogen-activated protein kinase kinase kinase 13-A (gene wnd). The record is from RefSeq and is a predicted model, not a curated record. Gene Ontology annotation, molecular function: JUN kinase kinase kinase activity; ATP binding. Gene Ontology annotation, biological process: protein autophosphorylation. Lineage: Eukaryota; Metazoa; Arthropoda; Insecta; Diptera; Drosophilidae. The coding region runs from base 704 to 3586 and encodes 960 amino acids. The transcript is spliced from 7 exons.
CUCGCAUUUUAGUCUGCGAAAAUCAAUCGUUUCAGCUGGUUGUGACCGCGAGAGAGCGUGUCUAUCAAAUUGUGAGCCUGCCUUAAUGUGUCUCUGUGUGUUGUGUGUAUGUGCAGACAAAAAUAAAAAUAACACUGCUUAUCGUCAAAUCAGUUGCUAACUUGUGCCAUUGUGUGUGUUUGUGUACGUGUACGCGAUGGCGCAGUUUUAAUACAUUUUGUGCAAAAAAUUCAUGAAAUUAUUACAUACUUUGCACACCACCAACACACAAAACGAAAGUGUUACGCAGACGCUUCUUGGUCGUGUAAUUAACGCAGCAGCAGCAGUAGCAACAACAACAACACUUUACCAACACUUACCUUGACGUCAUUUUUUUCUGAUGCCAAAAACGUAUUGUUGUUCUUGUUGUUGGUUGGUUGGUUCGGUGGCUGUCAGUGCUUGGCACGAAGCGAAUGAACGAAUUUAAUCAAACCUUGUUGUUGUUGUUUUUGUUAUUGUCGUUGUAUUUAUACAGUGCGUAAAAAACGUCUGGCGGCGAGUGUGGAAAUUUGCAUUAAUGCAGCAAAGCGUUGUCGUCGUCGUUUUAAUGAAUGAGUUUGUAAACAACAAAAAGCAAAAGUGCGCAAAGAACGACAAAACUAAUUGCAAAAACAAACACAAUUAACCGUGAAAAUUAGCGCGAAAGAAGCGAAAUAACAUCAUAAUGGUUUAUUAUAUACCAAUGUUUGGACGUACCGAUCCGCCGGACAAAAUAAUAACAAAGGAAAAGAGUAUGGCCUGUCUGCAGGAUGAAUUUGGACACCUAGGACUUGCCACAACAGAUCUGCCAUUCAAAUCGGCUGACCUCGAUUCAUCUGCUCCACAGCACCACAACAACUAUGCGGAGAUCACAGACAGCAGCGCAGAAAAUACGUGCCAACAGCGCUGGCCACCACAUGCAGGAGGCGGGGGAUUGGCCAGUGCAUUUGGGCAUCCGGACAAACCGAUUGGCUGGAUGUAUGGGCUAUUGGGUUGCAUGAAGCCCGUGUUGUCCUUCAUUGGCAAAGCGGGUGUGAUCGAAGUGAAGAGUCAGCGCACCGAAGACUGGGAAAUACCGUUCGAGUCUAUUACGGAUCUGGAGUGGUUGGGCAGUGGUGCCCAAGGUGCCGUCUUCAGUGGAAAGCUAAAGAAUGAAAUUGUGGCCGUAAAGAAAGUAAAGGAACUAAAGGAAACGGACAUCAAGCAUUUGCGAAAACUAGAUCAUGAGAACAUUAUCAAAUUUAAAGGCGUUUGCACACAAUCGCCCGUAUUUUGCAUCAUCAUGGAGUUCUGUCCGUAUGGCCCGUUGCAGAACAUUUUGAAGGAGGAGCAGGUCAUGUUGCCGUCCCGUUUGGUCUCUUGGUCCAAACAAAUUGCGCUGGGCAUGCAAUAUUUGCACUCCCACAAGAUCAUUCACAGAGAUCUUAAGAGUCCCAACAUACUGAUUAGUACAAACGAAGUGGUGAAGAUUAGCGACUUUGGCACGAGUCGCGAGUGGAAUGAGAUUAGCACUAAGAUGAGCUUUGCGGGCACAGUGGCCUGGAUGGCACCAGAGGUCAUUCGGAAUGAGCCAUGCUCGGAGAAGGUGGACAUUUGGUCGUACGGUGUGGUACUCUGGGAAAUGCUCACCUGUGAGAUACCCUACAAGGAUGUCGACUCAUCGGCCAUCAUUUGGGGUGUGGGCAAUAACUCGCUCAAGCUGCUCGUGCCCAGCACCUGCCCCGAAGGCUUCAAGCUCCUCGUGAAGCUCUGUUGGAAGAGCAAGCCACGCAAUCGUCCGUCGUUCCGGCAAAUACUCAGUCAUCUGGACAUUGCCGGGCCGGAGCUGUUGCGUAAAACUGAAAAGCAAUAUUUUGAGACUCAAAAGUCAUGGAAGGAAGAGGUGCGUUGCCAUCUGAAGGAGAUCACUCAGAAUGGAACCAGCAUACACAAAUACGAGCAGGAUUUAAUAAAAAGACGCACCGCCGAGUGGCGACAUGCCCAGGACAUUCGCAUGGUCUACGAGGAUAAACUGCAGAAGACGAAUCAAUUGUUCUUCGAGCUCAGCGAAUGCAUGACGCAGCUGCAGGAGAAGGAAAAGGAAAUUGCUGAACGGGAAAGAAAAUUACCUGGAUCCGGCUAUAAGCCCACCAGAAGAUUGGGCAACACUCUCAGGAAAAUGCAACAUUAUCGACGUCGACUGAAUGCGCCGCCAGCACAACAAAUUCAACAGCAAUCCUCAACACCAGAUCCAGAGACCACGCCAGAGAGUCCCGUGAAAUGCGUGCUGUAUGCGCAGCUGGACGGCAACUGCCAGCCCAAAUCCUACUGUGCUGUGGGCAACGGCCUCAUCAUUGGCGGUAGCAUGUCCAGCAAGAAUAAAAAGACUUGGCGUCAUCGACGCAAUGGCUCGGGAUCCUUUGCCGCGCCACCCAAAUACAGUCCGACCCGUGAUCGUCGCUAUCAGAGCGAGCCGGAGAAUCGUAAGGUGCAACUGGUGGAGCGGCAAACUCAAACGGAUGCCAUGGAUGUCAGCGAGACGGAUAUUAGUCCCAGCGCCGAGCAUCCGAUUGAUGUGCCGCCUCCCAAUCAUCGACAGCUGCCACUGCAGCUGCAACGUGUGCAACAAUUGGCCGCCGUGAUGGCCCAGGCCAAGGUUCAGGCCAGCACACCAGUCAGCAACAAUUCCCCAGCCAAUGCCGCUAGUCCAUCGAAUGGAAAUUCUCUUAGCAAUAGCGAAUUGACCUAUCAGGAUGCCUGCUCCAGUCCGGAUCAGCUCAUUGAUGAUGUGAUGAACAGCAAUGAACGCUUGGACAUCGCCGACUGUUGCAGCGACAAUGAGAAUCUUGAGCGUUUGGGUCGCAAAGUCAUCGAGUUUAUUAACGAGAAUCGUCUGUCCAUACAAUCGAAUUCCACUGAGAAUGGCAACGGCGGAAGUGGAGGAAGUACUCACAACACAGUAGCUCCUGAGCUGCGUGAUGUGGGUGUGAACAGCAGUCCGUGUCUGAGUCGAUGCAGCAGCACUCAGAGCAGAAGGCAAAAGAAUCCAACAAUUGUGAUCGCUAGCAAUGCGAAUGGAGAAUCUUCCCAGGAGCAUUUGGGUGAGGAUAGCUGGUCAGAUGAGGAGGGCGAGGAUACAGACUACAAUUAUGCGCUACGCCGAAGAAGCAUUGGUCGUCUGCCCAUCGGACGUGGAAUGCGGCCGAGACGCAGCUACAAGGCGCCACUGUCUCAAAAGAUUGCCAUACACAAACGAAAUGUGGUCAUCGUAUCCGAUGAGGAGAACACCUCCGAGUACAGUCACUCGCCCUCGAGUCAACACUCGACGCUUGAAAGCAAUACGGAUGUGCCUGAGGCUCUGAAGCAGACACAACAUCAACAAAAACAGAAAAACACAAACAACAGUUCCAGCGAGGCGGAUUCAAGUGACUCCAGCGAGGAGGAGCAGGAACAGGAACAGAAGCCCAAAGCAACAGCAUCUGUUGUGGCAGCUACAGCAAAUUCCACGUUACCCAUGGGCGCAAUACGCAGUAGCGAUAUUAUAUCCAUACCGACCUAUGAGGCUGAUGGCGCCGUUAAUAUGGUUUAACCUAGUUACGCAUAGCCUAAGUGACAAACAAAAACUCCUAAAACAAUUAAUCGAAAACAACUAUCUCUAUAUACUCAAAAACAAAAACAAGAAAAACAAAAACCCAAAACUGUAUGGUAUUAUCUGUGUCGUCGUAUGUCAUAUACUAUGUAUGUCCAUGUCCGAUCGUCCCUUUAGUUGUAUGUUAUGUAUCUGUAUGAUAUGAUGAUGGGCAACGAUUUGAAGCGUUGAGCGUUUCAGUUACCAUUAAACCAUAGCCGCAAACGCAACCUCAACCCCAAAACUCAACCUCCAUGCGUUAGGGGCAAUCUUUUCACUCUAACUAUCGUAUGUUUUCAUGCAUUUCCUAAUUUGCAAAAAAUUUAUGUUUAAGAUUUUGUUUAACUCUAUAAGCUGCCUUUGUAAUAUAUUUAAAAAAUGCCGUAAUUGUACAUUUAAUUUAGUUAUUAAGUAGUUUUCAAUCUUAAGAGCUUAAUCGCAACACGCUCCCAACAAAUACAAAACAAAAAAAUACAAAAAAAAGUGAAUAGAAUUGGCCUCAGGCAAUAAAUAGGAAAAGAAUGAAAUAAAUACUUAUUGUAUGUGUAACGCAAAAUAGUCAGGGAUAUUUUUUAUAUAAAGAAAUUUGCUAAGAAAUCAAAGAGAAUGAUUUUUGAAGAAGCGCAUUAGAUUUUUUAAUUUUGUAGUCCGCAUUGGGAUACCUCCAAAUCAUUUUGGAGUAGUCUCAUUCUGGUAAUCGUACUUACUUUUUCAAUAUGCACAAAAUUCAAAGCUUCAGUGCCUUAAAGCAAGUAUUUGAGAAUCGACAAAAUAAUAUAUAAACAAAAAAAAAAAAAACUAAAACAAAACUAAAAAUGGAAAAUCUGAAAAAAAUCGACCACGGCUAUGACGUGGAAAUGUGCGCUUUUACUCCUUUUAAGACUAUAGAACACACGGUAUCGAUGCCACCAAUUGUUUGUCCGCUCUAAAAUCAUCCUUCUCGAAAGCGCACAUCACGCUA